UCUGUUUUAAUACGGCGGUAAAUUAAAGAUGGCGAAUUUCACAUGCUGAAAACAAAACUAAAACUAAUUUUUGUAGUUCUUGGAAAACAGAGUUGAAUACAAAUUAUGUUUGUAGCCAAAAGUAUUCAGUCUGACCACAAAGACUUGAUCCAUGAUGUUUCUUACGAUUUUCACGGCCGGAGAAUGGCUACAUGCUCCAGUGAUCAAACUGUAAAGAUAUGGGAUCAAGGAGAAGAUGGAGAAUGGACUUGUAGUGCCAGCUGGAAAACACAUAGUGGUUCAGUCUGGAGAGUGACCUGGGCACAUCCUGAAUAUGGACAAGUGGUGGCAACAUGUUCCUUUGACCGCACAGCUGCCGUUUGGGAGGAAAUGGUGGGUGAAGUACGCUCAGACGGUCAACAUAGAUCCUGGAUAAAGAGAGCAAGUUUGGUGGACAGUAGAACGUCAGUUACAGAUGUAAAAUUUGCUCCAAAACAUUUAGGCCUACAGCUAGCAACCUGUUCUACUGAUGGUAUUGUACGUAUUUAUGAAGCUCCAGAUGUUAUGAACCUCAGCCAGUGGUCACUGCAGUAUGAGAUCAGCUGUAAACUAAGAUGUAGCUGUCUCUCUUGGAACCCUUCAAGGAGACAUCCACCAAUGUUAGCAGUAGGAAGUAAUGACGCAAAUACUGCAGCAGGCGGGAAAGUGCAAAUACACGAAUAUAAUGAUGCUACAAGAAAAUGGAACAAAGUAGAAACAAUUGCCAUGGUAACGGAUGCUGUACAUGAUGUAGCUUUUGCUCCAAAUCUAGGACGGUCCUAUCAUCUACUGGGUAUAGCAACUAAAACAUUAAAGAUAAUCACAAUUGAACCUUUAAGGCGAGAUGCAACAUUAAGUGGACAGACAGGACUAACUAAGUUUGAACUUAGACAGGUUGGCGAUUUCAAUGAUCAUGAUUCACAGGUAUGGAGAAUAUGUUGGAAUGUUAUAGGGACAGUACUUGUAUCAUCAGGUGAUGACAGCUGUGUCCGAAUGUGGAAAGGUAAUUAUUUAGGUAACUGGAAAUGUAUAUCUGUCAUGAAAGGGGACGGCACACGUGCAGAUGCUGUCAACAGAAGUCAGCAGAUGAUGAACUCACAAGAAUUUGGGAAAAUGGCAGGGCAGAUGCCAGCAAGAACUCAUCGUCGGCAAAGUGAUGUUGCGUAUCAUACAGAGAUUUGACUGACCAUAAAUAGUUUUGAGCAUGUUAAGGGUACCAUCCCAAGGGACAAUGAAUAUAAGACGUAGUGAUGGCUGGCCAACAUUCAACACUAAAAAAGACCAGAGUAAAAUAGUGUUUUGAUGGUAAUGAAACUUAAAGACAUUAAAGAAUUAAAAGCUAGUUUUUUUUUACAGAAAUAAUUCUUACUAUAAAUAAUGCUUGGUGUUAAACAUACAAGAUUAUGAUGGCAUCGUAUUAUUACUGAGUCAAUGAUAGACAUAAACUGUGACAACAUGUUCUACUGAACUUCAGUCAACCACAGACUAUGGGGUGUUGCUAGAUCUUUGAAUCUAAUUAGAUAUUGUACACAAGGGUCGCUUACAUGGAAAAUGAUAUCUUGUGUAGAUAAAAAAUGUAUUCACACAAAUUAUACGUUUGUUCUCCUAAUAUACCAUGUGUAGAGUACAUAACCAGUCAGUUUUUAUACCAGUUUGGGGAAGAUGCUUUUGUAAAGUCAAUGGUCCUAGCCUGAUUCUGUGAUAAUUCAGGACAAUGAGAAAUCAGAAUAUCAAACAAAAUUAUUUUGUUGUAUUAAAUUCAAAAUAAAGGUGAAAAAAAUAAAAGGAGUAUCAUUCGUUCAUGAAAGACAAAUAAAUAGGUUAUCAACAGUUUUGCAAUUGUUAAUGACAUUUUUCUGACAGAUAUUUGUAGGCCGUGCAAUAUUUGUCAGUUGUUGCUUUAAAAAGUGCUCUAUUCAGUUAAUUAUUAGAACAAAACUUAUAGUGAUAGGUCAUGACACAACUUACAGCAUUAGUAUUGGUGACAAGAUUUACCUGAAACAAAUAAGUGUAAAUGACUGUCAUUAGUGUUAUUUACUAGGAAAACAGUGUUGCAUAAUUACUCUUUUUCUUUUUGAAAAAUACACUGGUACAGGUUUAAGCCAGUUUGAAUGAGUUGAAGGGCAGUUACUUUCAUGUUGUAUGAACAGAAUCAUUGUUUUAAUUGUGCUAUUGUUAUAAUAAAAUGUGUAUUAUACUUCA
Mercenaria mercenaria is the source of this 2220-nucleotide messenger RNA. Its product is annotated as nucleoporin SEH1-like. Gene Ontology annotation, biological process: cellular response to amino acid starvation; positive regulation of TORC1 signaling. Gene Ontology annotation, cellular component: nuclear pore outer ring; Seh1-associated complex. Gene Ontology annotation, molecular function: protein binding; structural molecule activity. NCBI's taxonomy places the organism in Eukaryota, Metazoa, Mollusca, Bivalvia, Venerida, Veneridae. The coding region runs from base 106 to 1200 and encodes 364 amino acids. The record is from RefSeq and is a predicted model, not a curated record. The transcript has 13 exons.